GGUAAAUGUAAAUGUAACGCUUGAUCUGUUCGGAUACCUGAAAUCGACGACGUAAGGGGUGUGAUCACUAUAACAGUUGCAACUCAAUGUGUAUGGAUAGAUGAACGGAUGCAAUGGGAUCCUGCUGAUUAUGGGGGCAUUUCUAAAAUUCUUAUUUUAACAAGUGAAGCCUGGACUCCUUCUAUUUCACUUGGAACGCCUGUUGAAUUUGCUACAAUGGGCUCGGUUAAUAAUCAUGUAAUCUUCUUUCCAAGCGGGUUCGCACUGUUUUAUCCAGGCGCUGUUUUGAAAAGUGCAUGUGGAUUUAAUAUGAAAUUUUGGCCUUUCGAUAAACAGAUAUGUGAUGUCGGAUUUUAUCCUUUAGAUUAUACAACGGACCAACUAUUAUUUACGAUUAAUGAUGGGGUAAGAACUAAGUCAUUCACUCCAAACGCUGAAUGGGUUCUUGAAGAUACAUCAUAUUACACUAUAAACACGGCUGCAUAUUCAAAUGCAAAAUUUCGGUUUAAACUGAAACGGCAAUCACUCUUUUAUGUUCUAACCAUUAUUUUACCGAUCAAUGGUAUCGCCGGACUUACCUGCCUCGUUUUUCUUUUACCUAGCGAGUCUGGUGAACGCGUCAGCUAUGCAAUUACGAUAAUGUUAUCCUUAGCAGUUUUCUUGACUGUGGUUUCUGAUGAAAUGCCAAAGUCCUCGGAACCGAUAUCAUUAAUGUGUUGUUACAUUCUAGCUGGAAUAUGUGUGAGUGUUAUAGGAACCGUUUUGGCCAUACUUAAUCUAGCUGUGUAUCACCGUAAGGAAAAUGUUCUCAAGAGACCGUGGCAUAUUUCACUCGUUAUGUUUUCAAACUGUACUAGAAAUAACAAAGUGAGCGAUGAACAAGACAGGGACAAGCGUAUUCAGGACAUUAAAUACGGUAAUUGCACCAACACAUGAUAAGACAAAAGCAACCAAGACACACAUCAUUAAAGUAAAUGAGGCCGAGAAUAAAGACGCUUAUGGUCAAACAAUAACGUGGCAAGAUGUGAGUCUUGCCAUUGAUAAGCUUUUAUUUUAUGCAAUGGUCUUUUUGACGUAUAUUCCAUCCAUUGGGUUCUUGAUAUAUCUUGGUGCAGCCUCAGAUUAUCAAAUGUGAAAUAGAUAUUUUUUGUAUAUAAUUGUAUGUCUUUACAGACUAUCUGUAUGAUAUAAAUACAGUUUUACAAGUACAUUGUAAUCUACUUAAUUGGUAUUUUGAAUAAUAUGACUUUCUGAAUAAGGGGAUAUUUAUACGUGUAAAUAUAUUUCUACAAUAGAGUACAUGCACUAGUUUAUUCUUUAAAAAACUUUCAAUCAUAGUUUACGUAGCGUUAUUUCAAGUAACCUUUUUUUCGUGCAUUUUGAAUGUUUCAAUGCAUGUUUCUACAUGUACAACAUUCAGAAGUUUGCUACAUAUUUAUUUCAUAUGACAGGACUUGCAUUUUGAUAUGAAAGCAUUAAUUGGAACGAACUAUUUGUUGAUUUUUCGCUUUUUGUUUUACAAUAUACCAACAUUUUUUCGUGAAUAAAACAUUGUUUCAGCCUUAACAAUCUUUUUGAUCAUAGAGAUCAGUUUGCAGUUAUGUAAUAAUAAUGUCAUUUAUUGAACUGUUCUUCACGCCUUAUUAGGUUAUUUUUAAUGCACCACUGUACACCAAACAAUUAAGAUUUAUCUAAAACUGUCAUAUUUGUUUUAACUCUU
Molecule: messenger RNA, 1720 nt
Organism: Ruditapes philippinarum (Manila clam)
Lineage: Eukaryota; Metazoa; Mollusca; Bivalvia; Venerida; Veneridae
Product: acetylcholine receptor subunit beta-type acr-3-like
Exons: 1
Coding region: 109-936 (275 amino acids)
Biological process (GO): nervous system process; regulation of membrane potential; signal transduction
Cellular component (GO): neuron projection; synapse; membrane
Molecular function (GO): extracellular ligand-gated monoatomic ion channel activity; transmembrane signaling receptor activity; neurotransmitter receptor activity
Source: RefSeq, a predicted model, not a curated record